Molecule: messenger RNA, 447 nt
Organism: Dovyalis caffra
Lineage: Eukaryota; Viridiplantae; Streptophyta; Magnoliopsida; Malpighiales; Salicaceae
Source: the annotation of a GenBank genome assembly
AUGUCCAGAGCUCGAGUUUACGCUGACGUCAACGUUCACCGUCCUCCGGAGUACUGCGAUUACGAGUCUUUCAACGUUCAAUGGGGUCAUGAACUCCGAAAACUAUGCUUGAUUGACUGGGGACUUGCAGAAUUUUACCAUCCUGGCAAAGAGUACAAUGUCAGAGUAGCUUCAAGACAUUUUAAGGGGCCAGAAAUCCUUGUUGACUUUCAAGACUAUGACUAUUCUCUGGCCAUGUGGAGCCUAGGCUGUAUGCUUGCAAUGAUGGUGAGAAUUCUGGUGGAUCUGCCUGUUCCAUAUACUGUUCUCGGAACAGAUGAGUUAAAUGCUUAUUUGAACAAGUAUCAUUUAGAGCUAGAUCCUCAGCUUGAAGCUCUUCUUGGCAGGUACAGCAGACAGCCAUGGUCCCAGACUCCCAGUUCAUCACUUCAGAAAACAGGCAUCUAG